Molecule: messenger RNA, 324 nt
Organism: Symbiodinium sp. CCMP2592
Lineage: Eukaryota; Dinophyceae; Suessiales; Symbiodiniaceae
Source: the annotation of a GenBank genome assembly
AUGGACGGAGAUGUACCUUUUGACAGCAAGGUACUCACAUACUGUGAGAGGGUGUCCAAGAGACGCAGAGUUCUCAACAAUCUCAAGCAGACCGACAUGUAUCACCUCGCCAAAGCGAAUGUGGCCAAAAUAGCUGCCAAAGAGAAUGAUGGCAACAUGAACUCGAACAAUAUGAACUCGAACAACAAGAAGUCUGGACCUGGUCUCCCCAGUCCUCCGAUGACACCACGAGAUAUUGAGGACAUGUCAAAGAGAGAUUGGGAGAAACAGUUUUUUGUCUUCAAGACCAGACUACGUGAGUAUGCCCAGUGCAUGCAGGACUGA